Molecule: messenger RNA, 2023 nt
Organism: Mus musculus (house mouse)
Lineage: Eukaryota; Metazoa; Chordata; Mammalia; Rodentia; Muridae
Gene: Arl16
Product: ADP-ribosylation factor-like 16
Exons: 5
Coding region: 178-699 (173 amino acids)
Cellular component (GO): mitochondrion; photoreceptor inner segment; axoneme
Molecular function (GO): GTPase activity; GTP binding
Source: RefSeq, marked validated
CUGCUCCAUGGCGAGACUUGCGCUUACACACUGACUCUGAGCGUCCAUUGGACCGCUCAGUCCAUUGGGACUAACCAAUGAGCAGCCUGGACGAGCGGUCUAUCCAAUGAAAGCUAAGCGGAGGCGGGCCUCAUUGCGUGGUAGCUCGGAGGUACAAGCGCGUUAUCCGAGGAAGGGAUGUGUCUCCUGCUUGGAGCUGCUGGGGUCGGGAAGACCCUGCUGGUGAAACGCCUUCAGAAGCUGAGCUCCGGAGAUGGCAAAGGCGACCUGGGAGAGCCCCCACCGACGCGGCCCACGGUGGGCACCAACCUUACAGACAUUGUGGCCCACAGGAAGAUCACCAUCCGAGAGCUCGGGGGAUGCAUGAGCCCCAUCUGGUCCAGUUACUAUGGAAACUGCCAUUCGCUCUUGUUCAUGAUGGAUGCUUCUAACCCCACCCAGCUCUCUGCAUCCUGCAUGCAGCUCCUGGGUCUCCUUUCUGCAGAAGAACUUGAAAAAGCCUCCGUCCUCAUACUCUUCAAUAAAAUUGACCUACCCUGUUACAUGACCAUGGAGGAAAUGAAGUCAUUGAUGAGGCUUCCAGACAUCAUUGCUUGUGCCAAGCAAAACAUCACCGCAGUAGAAAUAAGUGCCAGGAAUGGCACUGGCUUGGCAACAGUAUUGCUCUGGCUCCAGAAUCAACACAGGCACAGCAGUUGACAGCAAGAUGGAGAAGUAUGGCUGACCCCACCCAGUGCCUAGGAGGCAAAUGCAUGAGAGCCUGAGGUGUUUGAUAGGAGCAGGCCACCCAGUGUAUCUGCAAGUGAUGGGGGCUGUGCUGUGACCAGUAAACAAGCAUACACUUACAAACACCACUGUCAUCUCACUUCUGAACAAUGGUCCCAAGACAGAACAAACUGCAGGUGUCUUCACGUCUCCCACCAAGAAGUUGGACCCACUGAGGGCUUUGGACUGCACGGAGCCCAGGUCAUUUUUAUAGUACAGACUCUGCCUUUCUGAGUUCCUAUAUCCUGACCAUGUUGCCCAGAAAAAAAUAUAAAGUUAAUGAAGAAUUGGGAAGUGGGCCGGGCAUGGUGGCACAUGCCUUUAAUCCCAGUACUCGGGAGGCAGAGGCAGGUGGAUUUCAGAGUUCGAGGCCAGCCUCGUCUACAAAGUGAGUUCCAGGACAGCCAGAGCUACACAGAGAAACCCUGUCUCGAAAACCAAAAAAAAAUUUGGGAAGUUGGGGAGGGGUGAGAUGGCUCAGUGGGUAAGAGCACUGGCUUCUCUUCAGAAGAUCCUGAAUUCAAAUCCCAGCAACCGCAUGGUGGCCCACAGCCCUCUGUAAUGAGAGCUGACUCACUCUUCUGGAGUGUCUAAAGACAGCUACAGUAGUGAGCAGAGGUUGAGUUCAAUUCCCAGCAACCACAUGAUGGCUCACAAUCAUCUAUACAGCUACAGUGUACUCAUAUACAUAAAAUAUAAUUUAAAAAAAAAAAAAAGAAUUGUCUUGGCCUGGAGAGAUGGCGCAGCACUUGAGAGCUGUCUGCUUCUAGAGGUACUGAAUUGUACUCCCAGCAACCAUAUGGUGGCCAUACUGAGAUCUGAUGUGCUCUUCUGGCUUGCAGGUGUACAUGCAGAUACAGCACUCAUAUACGGAAAAUUAAUUUUAAAGAAAAAAUAGAGUUGUGUCUCAAAUGGGAAAAAGUAGGCAGGAUGUGGUGGCACGUGCCUGUAGCUUGAGCUACUCGAGAGACAAAGGCAAAAGGAUCAUCUUAAGCUCAAGAGCUGAGCUUUUCAUAGAGAUGGGGGUGAGCGGGACGGGUGUGGUAGAGCAUUUCUCUAAUCCCAGCACUUAGAAGUCAGGCAGGAGAAUCUCAAGAUCUGGCUGGCACAGUGAGAAACUGUCUCAAAAAAAAAAAAAAAAAAAACCCAAAAAACAAAAAGCCAAAACUCUGGGGGAGGGGGAGUGUGGUUGUGACCUCACCAGAAACAAGAAUGUUCUCAUUGAUGGAUUUAUUCAAUAAACUUUUAUUUCUCAUGU